Microthlaspi erraticum is the source of this 1428-nucleotide messenger RNA. Lineage: Eukaryota; Viridiplantae; Streptophyta; Magnoliopsida; Brassicales; Brassicaceae. The record is from the annotation of a GenBank genome assembly.
AUGGAGAUUACAAAACCUCACGCGGUAAUGCUCGCCAGCCCAGGAAUGGGCCACGUCAUCCCGGUGAUCGAACUCGGAAAACGCUUAGCUGGUUCUCACGGCUUCCGCAUCACCAUCUUCGUCCUCGAAGCUGACGCAGCCUCCGCUCAGUCCCAAUUCCUCAGCUCACCUGGCUCCGACGCCAGCCUCAUCGACAUCAUCGGUCUCCCGUCUCCAGACAUCUCAGGCCUAGUUGACUCAUCGACUUUUAUCGCGGUCAAGAUCUUGUUCAUGAUGCGUGAGACCGUUUCCACCCUCCGAUCAAAGAUCGCUGCCAUGCAGCCUAAACCAACGGCUCUGAUCGUGGACUUGUUAGGCUUGGACGCGAUACCGAUCGGUAAAGAGUUCAACAUGUUGACUUAUGCCUUCAUCCCCUCAAGUGCGCGCUUUCUCGCGGUGUCUAUGUAUUUUCCAACGCUGGACAAAGACGUUGAAGAAGAGCACAUAGUCAACAAGAAACCUUUGGCUAUACCGGGAUGUGAACCGGUUCGGUUUGAGGACACUCUCGAAUCGUACCUUGACCCGACCGACCAGAUAUACCAAGAACUUGUUCCUCUCAGUUCACUACCUCCGACGGCUGAUGGCAUCAUUGUGAACUCAUGGGAUGAUAUGGAGUCCAAGACUUUGAAAUCUCUUCAGGAUCCUAAUCUCUUGGGUAAAAUCGCUCGUGUACCGGUCUAUCCAAUUGGUCCGUUGUGCAGACCGGCUGAUCCAUCGAGUGCCAAUCAUCCGGUUUUGGAUUGGUUAAACGAACAGCAGGACGAGUCGGUGCUUUACAUUUCAUUCGGAAGCGGCGGCUCUCUCUCUUCUAAACAGCUAACCGAAUUUGCUUGGGGGCUAGAGCUGAGUCAGCAACGGUUUGUUUGGGUGGUCCGACCGCCUGUAGACGGUUCAGCUAGCAGCGAGUAUUUAUCGGUCCAAAGAGGAGAUUGUACGCCGGAUUAUCUACCGGAAGAGUUCGUUAGCCGGACUCAAGAGAGAGGCCUGGUGGUGCCAUCAUGGGCACCGCAAGCUGAGAUAUUAGCUCACAAAGCCGUUGGAGGGUUUUUGACUCACUGCGGUUGGAACUCCAUUCUUGAAAGCGUGGUUAGCGGCGUUCCGAUGAUCGCUUGGCCGCUUUUUGGGGAUCAAAAGAUGAAUGCAACGCUGCUCAAUGAGGAGCUUGGUAUUGCUGUCCGAUCUAAAGAAUUGCCGUGGGAGGGAGUGAUUCCGAGGUCGGAGGUAGAGGUGUUGGUGAGAAGGAUUAUGGUGGAAGAGGAAGGUUGUGAGAUGAGAAAGAAGGUGAAGAAGCUGAGAUACACGGCGGAGAAGUCGGGACAUGGAUCGCUGUCGAAAGUCGCCGAGGAAUGUGAAUUUCUUUUGGACCAAGGCACGGCGAGUGGUGCCUAA